UGAUAUGGUUCAAAAACUUGGAAGCGCAUAUGGAUCUUAUUUUUCAAAGGUUAUAAUGAUUAAUAAUAUACAUUUAAUCGCAUCUUCUUUGAAAGAUCGAAAGCCACAAUGUAUUAUUGCAACUGCAUCAACUACAACAAUGGCUAAUGAGGUUGAACGUGUAGUUAAAGGAUGUGUUAACUCUUCAUUAGUUAAAUUUACACGGCCAAAAAUUUUUUAUGAAUAUUCUUGUUUUAAGGGGGCUGUUGAUAUUAAUAACCAGGUGCGUGAUAACAUGACAUCUUUUCAUAAUGUUAUGCGCGGAUCCAGUUGGCAGCUACGUGUAUAUGCUUUUUUGUUAGGAAUUGCUAAGGCAAAUGCUUUUUUAAUAUUUAAAAAAUGGAAUAAAGAAGCGAAUAAUACAUCACAUUUCGAUUUUAGACGAUUAUUAGCAGAUGAAAUGGUUAGUAAUAUUUUUUCUGAGAAUGAAGUUUUAAUACCAAAUACAAGAAUGCAAAAACAAAAAAGAGAAACAGAGCUAUCACACAAAUUAUUAACUUUUCCAAAAAAACAAAAAUCUGGAAAAG
Molecule: messenger RNA, 566 nt
Organism: Dentiscutata heterogama
Lineage: Eukaryota; Fungi; Glomeromycota; Glomeromycetes; Diversisporales; Gigasporaceae
Source: the annotation of a GenBank genome assembly